AUGGUCCAAUGUUUGUUUUCCCACCGUUGACGUGCAGUGUAUAUCAGAACCAUGUGAUGGAUAUAUAACACUGGUAACCGGCGCGCGUUCACUCUUAGUCCCUUAUACCAACAAGUCGAACUGAAUCGAGCAUAUUCAAGGGGCAAGUUAGAGAACAGUAAUGGAUAAAUCGACUGCUAGUAGUUCCGAAUAUAGUAGGAACGGUGCUUAUGAAACUGAGGAUGAGUAUAAACUUCUCGCUGAGAUCAGCAUCUCCUCCCUUACUGAGCUCGGAAAGGUGGAAUCAUCUAUCAUCGUUCCAAAGCAACGGGCAUACAUCAAUAGAUGGGUUAUAUCAUCAUCCCUCGCGGACACAUCCUGUGCUACCCUCGACGUUCGGGGCCUCUUAAAUUGGUUUAACAUAACCCUCAGAACAUCAUACACCCUGGAGAAUCCAUCCCUCCUCUUCCUUCUCGAAGAUUGCAUCGCAAACAAUCAUGACUUUGGCGGCGUUUAUAGCCAUCUCCGCCCGGUAUGGUACACCGACGACUGGCACACCGUCAAAGACAAACUAUUUUCCCGUGGAAAAGAAGAUAAGGAGGCGCGUCAAAGGGCAUUGGUGGGUAACCGGAUUGUCAGAACCAACGUCCCUGUUCGACGUAUCUGGGAUCUGUACAGUAAUCGUGUUGUGUCGUCGUGGGUCACGUACCGAUCCCCAUUACCGAUAUCACACGCGUGGAUGGAUGAGAAAGAUCGCGUCGAGGUUUGGACCCCCAUCAACGGAUACGAAUGGCCCGUACCCAUCCCGAAAGAUGCGAACCUGGACCUCAUACGUAUCGAGAUGCUGAAUUUGGGCGCAGAAUACGUGUGGCUAGACGUACUCUGCCUGAGACAGAAAGGCGGACCAAGGAAGCAUCUCCGUGCAGAAGAGUGGAAGUUGGAUGUUCCCACCAUUGGAAAUGUGUAUCACGACAAUACGGUGGUAUGCUACUUGAAUGGACUUGGUCGACCGUUGAAUUUGACGGCGGGUUACUUGGAAAGUGAUAGGUGUUGGUUCAGACGUGCGUGGACGUUGCAGGAGAUCGGUGUGCGACGAAUUAUCGUUGGGGAUACUCCUGAUGGACCUCUGCAUACCGAGCUGAUAGAGGAAGGGAGUAGUCACCAGGAAGAGAUAUUGACUCGAUUCCACACGCAGCUCCGAUCCUUGGAGAACAUUGCGAUGCGUUCCUUUGCUAUCUUUGGUGUACUGGCAGACAUGUAACAUCGAAUUUCGACCAACUCGGUGGACAAAGUCGUAGGGUUGGCAUUUCUUCUGCGUUCACAUCAGAUACUUGCAUACUAUGAGAGCUAAUCUCUUGAGGAUGCUUGGACGGCGCUGGU
Desarmillaria tabescens is the source of this 1359-nucleotide messenger RNA. RefSeq lists its product as uncharacterized. The record is from RefSeq and is a predicted model, not a curated record. The coding region runs from base 161 to 1240 and encodes 359 amino acids. The transcript has 3 exons. NCBI's taxonomy places the organism in Eukaryota, Fungi, Basidiomycota, Agaricomycetes, Agaricales, Physalacriaceae.